Molecule: messenger RNA, 1498 nt
Organism: Mercurialis annua (annual mercury)
Lineage: Eukaryota; Viridiplantae; Streptophyta; Magnoliopsida; Malpighiales; Euphorbiaceae
Exons: 5
Coding region: 65-568 (167 amino acids)
Molecular function (GO): cysteine-type endopeptidase inhibitor activity
Source: RefSeq, a predicted model, not a curated record
UUCUAUAAUAUAAUACACAAAACGUACGUCUCACAACGCAUCCAAUUUAAUUUUGUAUGUGCCAAUGUUGAUUCAUCAUGAUCAUUCAGUUGCCGGUUCGCGACGAGCAAACCCCAAUGAGAAUAAUGUUGAUGAAGAUUAUGAAUUAUUAAGAGAGAAAAUUAACGACGAGAAAUAUGCUAUAUACUCCCAACAGCUUAACGCUUCACAGGGUUUUGAUGUGGACACUAUCUCAAUUUCUGAUAUGACGGGUGAAAUCUUCCAACUUAUGCGUGUGGGGGGAGAGCCGGACCAUGAACUCAAAAAUAUUGUUGAUUUUGCCAUUGAACAACAAAAUAAGAAUGAGGGCUCUCACCUUCAACUGGUCAAAAUUAUUAAAGCUAAUUGCGCAUGUGUAGCCGGCGAAAUGUACUACGUCACGUUAGACGCGAAGGACGGGGAGGACAAUAUUGAUACGUACGAAGCUCAAGUUUAUGAUGGAAUUCAGGAGCGCGAUCUUAUGUUGUUUAGACAAUCGAAAACACCCUCGGGCAGCAGCAGCAGCAGCAGCAGCAGCAGUAGCGAUUAGAUUUCUUCCAAGAGUGCUUUGGUUUUCACCCCUCUACUCCUAAUCAUCAGGUUCAUAAUGUGCUUUUUGCUUCCUAAUCUUCAUAUUUUUAUUUUGUUUCACAAGAAUGGAUUAUAACUAGAAAGUUUCAGUAUCAUAAGCGUUUUCAAAAACAUAAAUAAAAUGUCAAAACGUAAGACUCGACAAAUUUUUGUGCAGUAUAGAUUAUAACUAUAGAAGGGCAAGCUACUCGUUUCAUCUUAAGUAUGCUUACCUAGGUUUGACAGUGAAAAGAUGUUAAGCCAUGUUUAUUGACAAGCAGAUCAUUUCCAUUUAUUUUGGGGGAGAUAACUUUAGAUGUUUGGAGUCAUUAAUUCAGCAAACAAUAAUUUAUGGGGAUGAUAUAGUAAACCACCAGAAAAUUAAUUACAUUAUUAAACUGAUAUGCAUAGUUGCCAUCACUUAAAAACACAUUCAAAAUCCUCUGUAAUAGAAAGGUUAGGAAUGUGUAUGGGGAUGAAAAAGAAUUUGUAUGACGAUGAUUGUUUUUCAUAUGUUGUUUGAUUCAAUAAAUUAGUGUAAAAAUGGUAAUCAAUGAGUAUGUAAAAUUGAUGCACAUGACAAGCCAGAAUAGUUGUAUAAUGGUUGGUAAUUUAGUUCUUUCUGUAGCUUAGCAUUUCAUGUUUUAUCCUUUGAGCAAUAUUUUUUUUUUUGGUUAAGAUUUUGUGAUAUUGUGAGGACUGAAAGGAUUCCUUUGUGUGAUAUUGUAAGCACUGAAAGUAUUCCAACGGCCAAUGUGAACCUAGCCUGAAUGAUUAAGGCGUCUGUAAGUGCAUCGAAAGGUUGUGGGUUCGAACCACACCUCGGUAACUAACAACUAACAUGAGACUCUAAAGAGUCGAUUUCCACCUUUGAUCAAAAAAGAAAAAGUAUUCCAACGGGUCCGGUUUU